UAAAUAAGUCGAGGCAUCAUUACACAGGACGUUCAGAUUUUUGAUGUUGCCUUUUUUACCGCUGCCAUUUUAAUAAGAUCAUUAUUUUAUUGCUGUCGAUCAUCAUGGUAUUUCUGCAAGAAUUUACGAAAUGUCACGUGGUUUUUAUUACUACGCCAAACCUCAUAAUGAAAGACAACAUGGAAACGAUCAGCUUAAAACAGAUUAGGCUAAAUUCAAACACCAAACUCAAUAAUUACGUAUGUUUUAAUCUGCGUAGUUUCGUAGGAUAUGAGUCUUUACUUAGCCGCCGUAAGCUAUCUGUUUCACACAUACUCCUAAUCUACUAUUUAUGCAACUUUUUGUGUGCUGCAUCGUUACCAGCAGUAAUCCCUUUAGGUGCUAUUUUUACAGAAGACCAACGAGAUAGUAGCAUUGAAUAUGCAUUCAAAUAUGCCGUGUAUCGUAUAAAUAAGGACAAAUUGCUAUUAUCAAAUACCCAGCUUAUUUACGACAUAGAGUAUGCUGCGCGGGACGAUUCAUUUCGGACAACUAAGAAAAUUUGUCGACAAUUGGAAUCGGGUGUCCACGUCAUUUUUGGGCCAUCAGAUGCAUUGCUUUCGGAUCAUGUGCAAUCAAUAUGUACAUCGUUUGGUAUUCCACACAUCGAGUCUCGCAUUGAUUUAGAUGAAAAUACUAAGGAAUUAUCUAUUAAUCUGUACCCCUCACAGCGACUCAUGAAUUUGGCUCAUAGAGAUUUGAUGAUAUUUUUAAAUUGGACGAAAACUGCUGUACUCUAUGAAGACAAUUUGGGUAUUUUCAAUCAUCAAGAUCUGCUGCAUGUAACUGCAGAUAUCCGAACAGAGCUAUACAUUCGACAGACGUCACCGAAAACUUAUCGACAAGUUCUACGAGCGAUACGAAUGAAGGAUAUUUAUAAAAUUAUUGUAGAUACAAAUCCUACAAACAUAAAUGCUUUCUUCCGAGCAAUUCUUCAACUACAGAUGAAUGAUCAUCGUUAUCAUUAUAUGUUUACAACAUUUAGAUCAAAAUGGACGUGGACAUGCCUACCAUACCAACACCAACUGUGCGGUCGGCACCCAACGUGGCACGUACUGGGCCUAUUCCCACGACCCGCCCAACCAAUGCUAGUGCAUCCACCACCGCUCCUGGUAAUGGCUCACGAGCAGCCCCAUCAACGCUAUCUGCACAAGCCGAACCGCGUGGCACUGUGCACACGCUAUUUCACCGUACCUCACGACGCGAUGCAGGUCGGCCAGCUGCCACGAGCAGACCAAUGCAGACAAACCGGGCGCAACGACAGCGAAGCACUGCUGCGCAUUUUGAGUCCCGUCCAUGGCAUCCGCAACGCAUUGCAGCGACUCGGCACCAUUCGAAAAGGCAACAACAUCGCCAUACCACUGGGCUUAGCAACGUAGUGGCAACACUUCAAC
Messenger RNA from Bactrocera neohumeralis, 1433 nucleotides. RefSeq names its product glutamate receptor ionotropic, kainate 1-like. The transcript is spliced from 6 exons. NCBI's taxonomy places the organism in Eukaryota, Metazoa, Arthropoda, Insecta, Diptera, Tephritidae. The record is from RefSeq and is a predicted model, not a curated record. The coding region runs from base 105 to 1418 and encodes 437 amino acids.